Messenger RNA from Colletotrichum chrysophilum, 2610 nucleotides. RefSeq lists its product as uncharacterized. The coding region runs from base 1 to 2610 and encodes 869 amino acids. The record is from RefSeq and is a predicted model, not a curated record. Gene Ontology annotation, molecular function: glutamine synthetase activity; hydrolase activity. The transcript is spliced from 2 exons. Lineage: Eukaryota; Fungi; Ascomycota; Sordariomycetes; Glomerellales; Glomerellaceae.
AUGGAUCCCGCAAAGCUGACUGGCCAGGCUCUCCUUAGCCACACCAUCCAGACGACCCCCAUCAUUGACAACCACGCCCAUCCUCUGCUGGAUCUCGAGGCCAUUGGCCGCUACCCUCUUUUGUCAAUCACUACCGAAGCCCAUGGAGACGCAAUUCACGCUUCAUUGACCAGUCUCGCGCAUCUGCGCGCUGUCAAACAGCUGGCCAAGGUGCUCCGUUGCGAGCCUAGCUGGGAGGCGGUGGUCAAUGCCAUUGAAGCUAAGCGCAUCGAGGACUACGAUGCAUGGGUUGAGGAAUGUCUCAAUGGCAUCGAGUCCGUCCUUGUUGACGACGGGUUGGACGGCGAGAACGCUGUCUAUCCUUACACGUACUUUAGCAGUCUCACUCGGAGCCCCGCUAAGAGAAUCGUGCGAAUUGAAAAGAUCGCUGCUGACAUCUUCAACGAGCACCUUCCAGUCGACGAAGGUACAGCUCGUACGGCGGAGGACUCCAACGCCGUCUUCGACAAGGCGCUGAAGGCGUUCGAUAGCAGCAUCUUGGAAGCUAUCGCGGAUCCAGAGGUCGUCGGCUUCAAGUCCGUCAUAUGCUACCGCACCGGCCUCGCAAUUCCGAGAAAGCCAGAUGCUGCUUUCGCCCGCAAGGCCUUCGAGGGCAUUUACGCGACUCACACCAAGGGAACCGACAACGCGUUCACUCGCGUCAACCACCCCGGUCUCAAUGAGUACCUGGUCCACCGGCUUGCAUGCCUCAUCAGAAAUACCGAAGGCUCGGGUAAGAAACCCAUCCAAUUUCACACGGGAUUGGGCGACAACGACAUCACUCUUACUUCGGCCUCUCCUGCACAUCUUCAGGAAUUCAUCCGCCAGUACCCCACGGUGCCGAUUGUCCUGCUCCAUGCCAGCUACCCGUAUACGAGAGAAGCUGGGUACCUGGCGUGUGUUUACGCCAACGUCUACGCAGAUAUCGGCGAAAUCUUCCCUUUUCUCAGUCGCGAUGGCCAGGAAACUGCACUCCGUCAAAUACUAGAGCUGUGCCCCUGGUCCAAGAUCAUCUGGAGCACCGACGGACACUGGUUUCCCGAGACCUACCUGUUGGCCGUCUUGCAAGUCAAAGAGGUGAUGGAGAAGGUCUUGUGCGAGUACGCUCGGAAAGGCCACAUGACUUGGCGAGAGGCGACCCAGCUGGUGAAAGACGUUCUCUUCAACAACUCGAACCACAUCUACCACCUGGGAUUCUCCUUCAGCCCUGAAGAAAGCCACAUGAACCCUCGACGGCUGUCUGGGAGAAGUGAUCUGGACAUCCUCGAGGCAUUUCUGGAUGGCAAGAAGCCACCGCAAUACCUUCGCAUCUACUGGAACGACAUGACCGCUACCCCACGCGUUCGGGCCGUGCCCAUGCGAAAGGUCCUAUCGGUGAUGAACGAGGAUGGAGACUUCUCAAUCAGUAUUACCAAGGCCAGUCUCGGUCUGCUUCAGAACGACAUGGUCGUCGCGGGAGCUUCCGGCACGGGAGAAUACCGGCUGCAUCCAGACUUCACAUCUCUCCAGGAGGGUCCCCGUGGCGGCCACAUUAGCGUGUUUGGAGAUUUCAGAGAGCAGGACGGUUCGGUGGUGCCCUUAUGCCCGAGGUCAUUGCUCCAACGAGUGGUCGAGAAUGCGGCACGUCGAGGUCUCACUUUCCACGUCGGAUUCGAGAUUGAGCUACUCCUCCUUGAGCGGAUUGACGGUCCCGAGAAGUAUCGAACAUUGAGGAACGACGGCCAUGCCUGGUCAACCUCUCGAAUGAUGGACCACCCCGUAUUUGUCAAGGUUAUCGAGCGCGCAGUCGCUGAGCUGGACUCAAAAGGAAUCUACAUCGAGCAAAUCCACCCUGAAAGCGCCGCCGGUCAGUUCGAAGUCGUUCUCCCUCGAGCUCCCCCCUUAGAGGCCGUAGAUACCCUCCUAUACGUCCGAGAGGUCAUAUCAGGCAUUGCUCAGUCAGAGGGCUACAGGAUGUCCCUCCAUCCAAAGCCUUACCCGAAAUCCUGUGGUACCGCGGCUCAUGUGCACAUGUCCAUCACCUCCCCCAACGGCUCAAAGCCUGAGACCUACGGACCCUUCUACGCCGGCAUCCUCAAGCAUCUCCGCGCCAUCGCGGCGCUGACAUACAGCAACCCCGUCAGUUACGAACGUGUCCAGGACGGCUGCUGGGCCGGUGGCCGGUGGGUGACCUGGGGCACUCAGAAUAGAGAAACACCCCUGCGCAAGUGCGAGGACAGCCACUGGGAAGUCAAGUGCCUGGACGGACUCGCGAACCCCUACCUCGCAAUUGCUGCCUUACUGGGUGCUGGCGCGUACGGCGUCAUGAAGGGCGAGAAGCUGACCUGUGGAGACUGCGAGGUCGACCCUGCCUCUCUGACGAAGAAUGAUCGCAAGGAGUUGGGCGUGGAGCAGAUGCUUCCUGCUGGGCUGCCUGAGGCUCUCAAGGAGUUGAAGGGUGACGAGGUCAUGAAUGAGCUCCUUGGUGAAGAGCUCAUUGAGAGGUACGCGACGGUCAAGGAGGAGGAAAUGAAGUUCUUGGAGUCUCUGAGCGUUGAUGAGAGACGCUUGUGGAUACUGGAAAGAUACUAA